CUCGCUGUACGUGUCGAGGACAACAACUCACUACCUCUGUCUCUAUCUGCCCCUCUUCAGGAUUCUGCGCAGCUGAUACUUCGAAUAUCAUCUGAUACCUGCAACAAAGCGUCAUUUCAGCACCACGAGUUCAAUCCAUCCUGUCUAAAAUGACUCGCAUAUUUAUAUCAUAAAUAACACUUACAAAUAAGGUGGAAAAUAAACAAUAGGCAGCUACAACAGGUAGACUUUAUCUUAUCUUUGCGAUGUGACCAUGACACUUUUUACAUGAAGAACGAAUAGAAAGACAUAGUUUAGUGAUAGCUAUAUAGUGAUAUGCUUGGAGUGUCUUUGCGUGUCUUUUUUGCCAAUGAUGUCUAAUAUCUAGUCCAACAGUCAACUUUUUAAUUUAUUAUUAAAUACUCAUACUUGCAUUCACCGCAAGCAUACCAUUCGGCCAAAAUGACUCUGUCUUAUAAUAACGAGACAAAGAGUGACAUAUCAGAAUCCCUUGAGGUCUGUGAACUCCAGGGUCCUUACAGAGAUUCAGAUGGUUACUACAAAACCAGAAGUUUGCCGGCUCUCAACGGCGGCUGUCCCAUUAUUCAAGAGACGUUGGAACCGAGGCUGGUCAGCACGACGCAGACUCCAUUACACACUGACCAAUAUUCUGUAUUCAAUGAUCUGCAUCCCAAAACAGACUCUUGUGACUUGGUUUCACCUACGAGAACUGACUUCUCCCCCUCUGUGUCCAGCACGGUGGGGCUUAGUAGCUCUUUGAGAACUGAGACCAAUCGAACAGGUGGCAAAAAAGUAGGCUUUUCGUUUGUUAGAUUCCUUCGUUUUCCUGUUAGGAAAUAUAUCAGGGUGAUUUUUUCCGACUCUAGGUGUUUCUUAUUCUGUAUGUGUUACUUGACGUUCAUCCAGUCGUUGAUGGUUUCGGGGUAUCUAAGUAGUGUCAUCACCACCAUAGAGAAGAGAUACAGUCUUAGAAGCUCUGAGUCUGGACUGCUGGUUAGCUGUUUUGACAUCGGGAGUCUGCUUGUGGUGGUCUUCAUCAGUUAUUUCGGGGGACGUGGACAGAGACCCCGCUGGCUGGCGGUCGGCGGGGUGUUCAUUUCAGUGGGAGCGGCUCUGUUCUCCCUUCCGCACUUCAUCUCACCGCCCUAUCAAAUCCAGGAGGUCAACUCCUCCAUGGGGAACGAGGGCCUGUGCCUGAAUGGCAACGGAAGUAGAAGGGACUCCAUGGAUGUGUCGUCCUGUCCGCGGGACCAAGAGGGCAACGAUCAUUCCGUUUACGUGGCCCUGUUUAUCUGCGCCCAGAUCCUGGUGGGCAUGGGUUCAACUCCCAUCUACACACUGGGACCGACGUAUCUGGAUGAUAAUGUGAAAAAGGAGAAUGCAUCUCUCUACCUUGCUAUUAUGUACGUCAUGGGGGCACUGGGACCAGCUGCAGGAUACCUGCUAGGAGGUGUCCUGAUCGGUUUCUAUGUGGAUCCCAAAACCAUUAUCAAAAUUGACCAAAGUGACCCACGCUUUAUUGGCAAUUGGUGGAGUGGGUUCCUGCUCUGUGCUUUUGCCAUGCUGUUGGUCAUCUUUCCCAUGUUCACAUUCCCCAAGAAACUGCCCCCUCGCCAGAAGAAAAAGAAAAAGAAUGGAGCGGACAACACCUCCAAUGACGACGACGUCUUUAAAGAGAAGUCCAACAGCAAGGGCCAAACAGUCACGUCCUCCAUGGGCUUUGGAAAAGACAUCAAAGACCUCCCAAAGGCAGCUAUACGGAUCCUCAGCAACAUGACGUUCCUGUUUGUGAGUCUGUCCUACACGGCCGAGAGCGCCAUCGUCACAGCUUUCAUCACCUUCAUUCCCAAGUUCAUCGAGUCACAGUUUGGAAUCCCCGCCUCUAACGCCAGCAUUUACACAGGGGUGAUCAUCGUGCCCAGUGCAGGGGUGGGCAUUGUACUGGGCGGCUACAUCAUAAAGAAACUAAAGCUUGGAGCUCGUGAAUCCGCCAAGCUGGCCAUGAUCUGCAGCGGAGUGUCUCUGCUGUGCUUCUCUACUCUCUUCAUCGUGGGCUGUGAGAGCAUAAACCUGGGCGGCAUUAAUAUUCCUUACACCACAGGGCCGACCCUCACGCUGACCCAUAGAAACCUGACAGGGGGCUGUAAUGUGAACUGUGGCUGUCGGAUCAACGAGUAUGCUCCUGUUUGUGGCUCUGAUGGAAUCACAUAUUUCAACCCCUGUCUGGCGGGAUGCAGCACAGUUGGCAAUGACAGCACUGGGAUCAGAAACUACACCGACUGUGCGUGUGUGCAAAGCAGACAGGUUAUAACUCCGCCCACCAGCGGCCAGGGUAACCAGCUCCAGCUUGUCAUCGUGAAAACCUACCUGAACGAAAACGGAUUCGCUGUGUCGGGGAAGUGUGACCGCACCUGCAACACGCUUAUACCCUUCCUCAUCUUCCUCUUCAUCGUCACGCUCAUCACAGCUUGUGCGCAGCCCUCCGCCAUCAUUGUCACUCUCAGGUCAGUAGAGGAGCAAGAAAGACCAUUUGCUUUAGGAAUGCAAUUUGUGCUGCUAAGAACUCUGGCCUACAUCCCCACACCCAUCUACUUCGGGGCCGUGAUUGACACCACCUGCAUGCUCUGGCAGCAAGACUGUGGCGUUCACGGCUCAUGCUGGGAGUAUGAUGUCACUUCCUUCCGCUUUGUCUACUUCGGCCUGGCAGCCAGCCUCAAGUUUGUGGGCUUCAUCUUCAUCUUCCUCACCUGGUAUUCUAUUAAAUACAAAGAGGAUCGCUUGGAGCGCUGGCAGCAGCAUCUCCCCCCGCUGGGCACAGUGAGCGAACUCAUCUGCCACGCUGGAGGCCAGAAGAGCCACGCUCGCACCCGCUCCUGCCCCGUCUUCACUCCCCGUCCCGAACCUCCCGACCAGCCCCCUCUCAAGCGUGGACACUGCAGCCAGAGCUGCCCAGGAAACGCCCUCAAAGCAAUAACCCCACCCCCUCGCUCCCUGCAGGCCAUGCACUGUCACAUUUAACGACAUGCCCUGAUUCGUCGCUCCAUCUGCCUCCAUGUGCCUUCCUGUCAGGUGUAAUGAUGGGACUGACCUCCACCUGUUUCUCUGCUCAUCCCCGCGUAGCUUCAGGGGCUCGCCCCGCUUACGCAGAGAAUUGUGUCUCUGUAACGCGCCCAGUACAACUCGCAGAGUGCUUGUUGUAGAGGUGUGUGGAAGACAUGUUUUGGUGCUAAAUUGCGAAAUUAAGGAGGACUUUAUUUUCUGUAUCCUUGAUGAUUAUAUCAAAGAUGUUCCAACAAGCACAAAUGGAAAUCAGGACUUUGCAAAGCUGUAUGACACGACAGCCUCCAGGAUUUUUCGCUUUCUACUGAAUUAUUUCCAUUCAGAACAGUGUGUUCUGCAGCAAGACCGUUCUCUAUGAAUGUUACUGCGAGAUCUGUGAAAAACGAAAGUCUGCGCUGGAGUUAAAAACUCACUUCUGGAUAGGUUUGGAGCUUUCCCCUCUCUACUUAUCACAUAGUGCUAUAUUUUAAAAACAGUGCCUGAAACUGCAGUGAGGUCUGCUAGAUAACAGAGCACCGAGUGGACCACUGAAUUUCAUUUUGGAGACUGAGCUAGCAUCAUCUUCCUAUUUAUGACGUCCGUAAUCAUUUUGUUUGUCUGCAGUUGUCAUUGUUAUGAAAGUUGACUUCAGUGUUGACUCGUGGUUUUGUAAUACAGAGCAAACAAUGCAUACUGUAGAACAAGAUACUAGCAUGUUUUAGCUGUCUGUAUUUUGGUGGUCUAACAUCAGGGGCCUCAUUUAUAAAACGUGCGUACGCACAGAUUUGAUCAUUAAAAAUCCACGGCAACGUUCAUAUUUAUAAAAACGGACUUUGACGUGGAAAAGUGCUUAGCGCCACGUCAGGGUCUGAGCAGACGUACACACUUUUGCCUGCAGGUUUUUGGAAAGUAAGUCAUUCUUGCCGCUCGUAAAGGAUUUGGACGUUGACUGGCGCUCUUUCAUAGGCUAUAUCAAUAACAUUCAUUAGACAUCAUUAAAAGGCGGAAAUCUGAAACUGUUAUGCUGCGUGCAAUUUCACGAUCAUCUAGGAUGGUUUCUUCAUUUUAUAAAUGAGGCCCCAGGUCUUGAAAGCUUGGGAUGUGUUUAAAGAGGAAGAUCCGAGUCAAAUUUGUGUGUUUAAAUAACGUAAACAGCAAAUAAAAAAGAACUGUAAAAUGUAUAAACCGGAUUCACACCAGAUCCACAAGUGGUUUGACAUUCAAAUUAAAAUCAGAUCACUUGGAAUAUGUCUCAGUUUGACCGAUCAAAUCAGAUUUUAAAAGAACAGUUCACCCAAACAUUAAAAUUCUGUCAUCAUUUACUCCAAAUCUGUAUAAAUAUCUUUGUCCUGAUGAACACAGAGAAAGUUAUUUGGAAGAAUGCUUAUAACCAAACAGUUCUUGGCCAGCAUUGACUGCCAUAGUAGGAAAAAUUGCUUUAUAAAUUUCUUUGUUCUUUUGAACACAAAAGAAAAUAUUUUAACAGUUGUGAGGCACUUUUGACUUUGUUUUUCUACUCUGCUAUGGUACUCAAGAACUGUUUGGUUGUAAGCAUUCUUCCAAAUAGCUUUUGUUCAUCAGAACAAAGAAAUUUGUGCAGGUUUGGAACAACUCACGGGUGAGUGAAGGAUGAAAGAAUAUUUAUUUUGGGGUGAACUGUCCUUUUGAAGGUAUAAUUCACCCAAAAAUGAAAAAUCUGUCUUGAAUUACCCAAUCUCUUGUUGUUCCAAACCUGUAUACAUUUCUUUGUUUGGUUGAACACAGAGAAAGAUAUUUGGACGAAUGCUUGUAACCAAACAGUUCUUGGACCCCAUUGACUACCAUAGUAGGAAAAAUUACAAUGGUAGUCAAGAGUGCCCCAGAAGUGUUUGCUGUCCUACAUUCUUAAAAAUAUCUUCUUUUGUGUACAACAGAACCAAUAACUCCAUAACUCCGUUUUCAAAAUUGUUCAAAUAUCAUGUUUUUUUAUUGUGCAUUCCAAUUAAUAUCAAUCAAACUGCAGUUGGAGUGUUUUGAUUUAGGCCAUAAUAACUAAAAAAAAACUGCUAACUAACACAGUAAAACACAAUAAAAACACGAUAACGUUAUAAAAAGCAUGAUUUUUGAAAAAUCUAAUUUUGGAACUAAACUCUUCAUUUUUUCCCAAUAUGGUAGUGGUCCAAGAACUGUUUGGUUAUAAGCAUUCUUCCAAAUAUCUUUCUCUGUGUUCAACAGAACAAAGAAAUUUAUACAGAAUUGGAACAACUCGAAGGUGAGUCAAUAAUGACAGGAUUUAUAUUUUUGGGGGAACUGUCCCUUUAAGUAGUUUAUUCCUCAUUCAAAAAUGGAAACAAGCAACAUUGUGUAUUGUUAGAUGAAAAUGUUGGAAUCAUGUUUAGUCUGACACUAUUAUUAGUAACAUAGUAAUGUAGAUACUAAUAUUAACUAAACUGUCUGAAAUGCAAAAUUACUUCGCUUUUUUAUUUAAAAGCAAAUCAAUGCACAAUGUAAACAAAGUCACAGCUGGUCAGAAUUCAAUGCUGCUGUUAGCAUCUGCUAAAUUCAAGUACCUGAGCAUGUCUGAGCAGCUUUAAUGAUAGCAUCUGUAAAGCCAUGAUAGCAUUUGUAAUGCCACAGCAAACUCAGAGUACUUUGAUACUACAUCUUGAGUUUGGGUGCUAAUGUAUAUCAGCUGAUGUAUCUGCAAAAGCAUGUGCUCUGGCUAAAGCAUAAUCCACAAGCAUAUUUUUAUGCACUAACUAUAUUAUAUUAUAAUGAAAGCUCUACCUAAUAUGCAAACCUCAACUUUUUAGUGGCCAAGUUUAUCAUUAGACACUUUUCUCCGUCAGUAUUGCUGUUUUAUAUUAGACCAGAGUCUGGUUCGGUUAUGAUAUAUUCACCAAAUUUAUGCAGGAGGACUAAUAUGGUUGUUAGAUUAGUUAGAGCCUAGCAAACCAACAACAUAAUCACUGGAAAAAAUUGAGCCCAUGCUGUAAUAAUUUUAUAUUUAUAUAUAUCUCCACAUUAAGACACUUUUGUAAACGACUCUCAGAACCACAUAAUGAGUUCGUACUUUUUUCAAACCAAUAGAAACUGUUUACUGUCAAAGUGUUUUUCUUGAAUGCUAUGUAUUUAAAAUGCUGACUCCAGUAUUUUGAUGUGAAAUUUAAACUUGGGCUGUAAGAAAUCAACGUCAGGUAUUGUUUCAAGUUGAAAUUGAUUGUUCAUGUUUGUGAAAUAUAAGGACUAUGGUGAAAGUCUGUAUACUCUUUAGAAUUAUUAUGAGAUCUUGAUUAUGAGAUCCCACAAGAUCUUGUCUUGUAUAAUGUGAGCCAUUCAUAGAUGAUCUGAUUAAAACCAAUGUUGAAUGAAAGCCUGUGCUGCCACACAAAAGCAAAACGCAGUAGGCCUACCUACACAACACUGGAAUGUGCACAUAAACACAGCUGUGAUGGAUCCGUGUUUAUUGAUGACGUGCAUUAGGCCUAAUGUAUUUCAUUAUCAGAUCUUCCUUAUCUGUAUCUGUGUAAUCUAUAAUGAACGAGCUAUAAAGCUAAAAUUUGAGGGGCCUAUUGAUUUCAGGUCAGUGUUGAAUGCCAGCGGUAACUCAGUUUGUCUGUUGCCAGUGCAAUCAAUCAAUCGUCAUGGGAUUAAGUGUGAGGCAAGAGAUGUCCAGGGGCCUUAUUUAUAAAACGUGCAUACACACAGAUUUUAUCGUAAAGUGUGCGUACACAAAAAUCCACGGCAACGUUCAUAUUUAUAAAAACGUGCGCAAGUUCCUUCUAUGAAUCGCACAACGGUUAUAAAUGAGGCCCCUGGACUGUCAUGUAGAUACUUUAAUUCUCUCUUGAUUCUUCAAUAUUUUAUCAAUAUGUAUUUAUUGAAAUAAAGAAUUAAAGUGCUUGUUCCUCAGAAACAAAGGCAGUUUUCUUUACAAACAUCUUAGGUUUUCCAUAAUGUAUCUAAACUUGUACCUAAUGUCUGUCUAUAUGCACUGGUGAAAUAGAAUUCUGUACUUUAAAAAAUGCUAACAGUGAUAAAAAAUAUCAGGAACGUUUCGUAAAAUUCCUUUGAUUUACAAGGCGUGAGGUUAAUCUGACCAUAACCGACAACCAUAUAAUGGGCAAAUAAGAUGCACUUUUGAACCUUUAUUUGUAAAACAAACGUUAUAAGAAAAUAUAGGCAAAAGAUAACAAAAGAGUCCUUGAUUUUAAAGGGAUACUUCACCCAAAAAUAAAAAUUCUGUCAUGAUUUACUCAUCUUUGAGUUGUUCCAAAUCUGUAUAAAUGUCUUUGUUCUGAUGAACACAGAGAAAGAUAUUUGGAAGAAUGCUUAUAUCCAAACAGAUCUUGGCCCCCAUUGGCUCCCAUAGUAGGACAAAUUACUUUUUUGUUUUGUUCUGUUGAACACAAAAGAAGACAUUUUGAAGAAUGUAGGACAGCAAACAGUUCUGGGGCACUUUUGACUACCAUUGUAUUUUUCCUACUGUGGUGGUAGUCAAUGGGGGGCAAAAUCUGCC
Messenger RNA from Triplophysa rosa, 7537 nucleotides. RefSeq names its product solute carrier organic anion transporter family member 5A1. The coding region runs from base 442 to 3018 and encodes 858 amino acids. NCBI's taxonomy places the organism in Eukaryota, Metazoa, Chordata, Actinopteri, Cypriniformes, Nemacheilidae. Gene Ontology annotation, cellular component: membrane. Gene Ontology annotation, biological process: sodium-independent organic anion transport; transmembrane transport. Gene Ontology annotation, molecular function: protein binding. The transcript is spliced from 10 exons. The record is from RefSeq and is a predicted model, not a curated record.